AUGGAUGAAAAAAAUAACAAAUUAUUUGAGUGCGAUAUAUUAAUCUGUGGAACAAGUUUACUGAAUACUUUAUUGUCUGUAUAUUUUUCUAUUAAAAACUAUAAUGUAAUAAAUAUUGAUAAAAAUAAUUAUUAUGGUGAUUACAAUGGUUCAUUAAAUUUCUGUCAGUUUCAAAAUGAACAUAAUGAAUUGGAAAAUUUUUAUUACGAAUUUUUACCUUUUUCCAAUUUGACUCAAAUAAAAAAAAAAGAAUUACAAGAUAUUGUUCAAAAUUAUAUGAAAAUUAAUAACAAUAAAUUUAAUAUAGAUAUAAAUCCUAAAAUUAUAUAUAAUGAAAGUAAUAUUGUUAAUCUUUUAGUGAGUUUAAAUGCUCAUACAUAUAUUAGUUUUUUAGGUAUACAAUACUUUUAUUUAACCUAUAAAAAAUUUAAUGAACAACAACAUCACGAAAAUUCCAAUAGUGUAAAUAAGGAUCAUACACAAAAUAUACAAAAUGAAGAAAAGAAAAUAACAAAUGAUUCAUCCUCUACCAUACUCAGUAAUAAUAUAAUAAACCAAAACAAUAAUAAUGAUGAUUUAAUUUUCGUAAAAGUACCUUUAAAUAAAUCUCAAGUGUUUUUAGAUAACAACUUAAAUUUGAAUGAAAAAAGAAUGAUUAUGAACUUUAUAUAUAAAAAUAUUGUCUAUGAUAAAAAUUAUACAUUUUCCAAUUUUUCGAAUUAUGCUUUUAUGAAAAAAGGCCCUAAUCAAUCCUUAGCCGAGGAUAGUCAAAAAGUAAAAGGUUCCUUGAGAGAAAUAAAAGAAAGAGGAACACAACAACAAAAUAAUAAUGGUAAUAAUAAUAAUGAUGAUAAUAAUGAUAAUAAAUAUGAUAAUGAUGAUAAUAAUGAUAAUAAAUAUGAUAAUAAUUAUAAUAAAUAUGAUAAUAAUAAUAAUAAUAAUAUCAAUAUCAAUUAUAAUAAUAUCAAUAAUAAUAAUAUCAAUAAAAAUAAUUUUACUAUACCUCCUCAUGAUGACGAAAAUGUUAACAUAAUAAAUUAUUUAAAUACAUUUAAUAUUACAGACAAAAUUUCCGACUAUAUUAUAUACGGUAUAGGUCUAUUUGAUCUUGACCUAGGAUACUGUAAACAUGUUCAUAAUAUACCUGAAUAUUAUUUAAGCGGUUUUUCAAAAGAAACAAAAUAUGUCUUAAAUAAAAAUGAAUUCUUAAAACGUCUACACAUUUUAGUAAACUCAUUAAAUAAAUUUAAACUACAAAAUCUAUUCGAAAAUGCAUUUAUAUAUCCAUCUUAUGGAUUAAACGAUAUUAUAUAUGCCCUAUCUCGAGUAGCUUGUUUAAAUGAUUCCAUAUAUAUGAUAAAUAGAAAAAUUAAACACAUAACAUACUCGAAUUAUAACUAUACAAAAGAAAACGAAUGCCACAAAUAUGAUAAUGUUCAAAUUUAUAAUACAUCCAAUGUAAAAAUAAAUGAAGUUAUAUUAGAUAACGGAUUUAUAAUUAAACCUAAAUUUGUUAUAUCAACUGGAUCAAAUAUAAAUUUUAAAGAAAUGAAAAAAUACGUUUUUAAAAAUGAAUGUGACCAAAAUAAUAAUAUACAUAUAAAAACAAGCAGAUUAGUAGUCUUAAGUACUUAUUCAUUCCUUGGACAAAAUGGCUUAGCUUUUUAUAUACAUAAACAACCAAAAUUAAAACAUCAAGUAAAAAAAAAUUUAAAUAAUUCUUAUUGUACCAUUCACAUUUUGCAGCUAGAUUAUAGUAGUGGGUCAUGUCCCCUUGGGUUUUACUUAACCUAUUUUACAUAUCUAGAGAUAGAAACAGAAAAUGAGCUGAAUAAACAAAAAAAAAAAUAUAAUAAUGAAAAUAAUUAUAACAAUAUUCAGAGUAGUGGUAACGUUUCUUUUAAUUCUGUUCCAGAAUAUAAUAAUAAUGUACAUUUUUUUUGUAAUAAUAAUACAUAUCCAAAUGAUGACAAACCAUUAAAUUAUUUAUUACUAUUGGAUGUCUUAAAAUUAUUUAUUCAAAAACAACAAAAUGAUAAAUACAGUAAUAAUGACAAUUGUUCUUUUUAUGACAAAAAUGUUUUUAAUGAACAACUGCUCAAACAAAUUAGACAUUUUUUUAGUACAUCAGAAUUUAAUAAUAUGAGCCAGUUAUCUGAUAUCAACAAUAAAAUAAAUACAAAUAAAGACCACGAAAAUGAUGAAAUAAUAAAUAAAAGAGAAGACCAAUAUGAAUAUGAUAAAAAUGAAGAUGAAAUAAAUAAUAUAUUAAAAGAAAAUAAGGAAGGAAGUGUGGAAGAAAAUAUGGAAGGAAAUAUGGAAGGAAAUAUGGAAGGAAAUAUGGAAGAAAAUAUGGAAGAAAAUAUGGAAGAAAAUAAGGAAGGAAGUGUGGAAGAAAAUAAGGAAGAAAAUAAACCAAAUGAUGAAUAUUUUAUGAAACAAUUCAAUCAGUUACUAAAAAAUGAAGGUAUUAUUUAUAUAGCAUAUUAUGAAUAUGAACCAACUGUAUAUAGAAAGGAUACUAUACAAUUAAUUAAUGAAAAUUUAGAUAUAUAUAAUAACAUAUUUGAAAAUAUAGAAAAGGAAAAUCUAAAUACCCAAGGAAAUGAGAUAAAAAAACAUAAUAAUCAUAAUGAUAAUCAAACUAUCUCUUGUAAAGAAAAUAACAUUAAUAAUAAAAAAGAUGAAUUUAAUAAAACCAAGAAUUGUUCAAACCAUUGUGAAAAAAAAAACAUUCUUGAAUUAAAGGAAAAUCAAAAUAUUAUAAACCUACUUUUUACAAAUGAUGUACACAAUUAUCCUAUUUAUCCAUUAAUUGAAGAUAUUUCCACUUUCUUUUACAUAAUUAGUAAAUUUAAUCAACAAGUAUAUAAUUGUAAAAAUCAAACUAUAUAUGAUACCUUAUAUGAUUUUAAAACAAUUUUUAACUAUCAAAAUGUAUAG
Molecule: messenger RNA, 2943 nt
Organism: Plasmodium falciparum 3D7
Lineage: Eukaryota; Apicomplexa; Aconoidasida; Haemosporida; Plasmodiidae
Product: putative GDP dissociation inhibitor
Biological process (GO): small GTPase-mediated signal transduction
Molecular function (GO): GDP-dissociation inhibitor activity
Source: RefSeq, a predicted model, not a curated record